Molecule: messenger RNA, 2436 nt
Organism: Rotaria sp. Silwood1
Lineage: Eukaryota; Metazoa; Rotifera; Eurotatoria; Philodinida; Philodinidae
Source: the annotation of a GenBank genome assembly
AUGAACAAAAAACAAAUCGAAUUGAUUGAGUUUUGGAAUAAAAGUCCAAAACCACCAAUGAAUGUUUUAGUAUCGCAUGAAAAUGAACAACAUAUUUCUGCAUCAUCAUGUACAUCCGAAUCUAUACCAUCAUGUAUACUUGAUGAACCAGUCAAUGAAAUUGUAAUUAUUUCGAGUGAAUCUCCGUGUUCAUCAUCAAAUAUUCUUGAUAAUCAUGAUAUGUCUUUUUCAAUUCAACAAGAAAAUUCUAACAAGUCACAGUUAAACAAAAAAUCAAGUACUAUUGUUCGUCGUAAAUAUCUUUCUGCUUGGGAAAAGCAACCGGAUGCUAUGUAUAAAACUUAUGUAUUCGAUCAACUCGGUGAACGACGAGAAAAUUUUUUAUCGUGGUUGUAUUUCAAGGACAAUGCAAUGCGAUGUUCUCUAUGUGAAAAACAUGGCAAAGAAAAUAUUUGGUGUACUGUAGGAAAUCAAAUAUUUCAACUUUAUAAAAUAAAAGAACACAAGCAUAAAAGUGAGGUUCACCGUCAUGCUGAAGAAACCGAAUUAAAAAUUUCAGCUCGAACGCAACCAACAUGGAUUGAAACACGAGCAAAACAGAUCUCAAAACAAGAGCAAGCAGUUCAAAAUUUAAUUCUUGCUUCAAUUCAUAUUUGUCGUCAAUAUCAAUCAUUAAAUAGUUUAGAACAAUUGUGCGUAUUACUUGAAAAAUUAGGUGUUCAAUUAUUACCAUCUCAAAUAUCUGGAGUAAAUUACAGAAAUAACGAUGUAGCUUUAUCUUUUCUUCAACAUGUUGCAUAUUAUUUGCAUGAGGAACUGAUCGAAAAAAUAAAAAGUAGCCCCGCAAUUGGAUGGAUGAUGGAUGAAUCGACAUCACGGACGGUGGAAAAAAGUUGCAUCGUCUAUGUUCGGUAUCUCGAAAAUUAUCAUCCAAAAACAGCAUAUUAUACUUUGCUGGAUAUGGAAGGUGAUGGAACAGCUGCAAACAUAGUUGAAACAAUUAGUAGUGUGUGGAGAAAAGAUGAUUUAGAUCCGGUGAAUUCAUGUUGGUUUGCAUGUGAUAAUGCGUCGACGUUUACAGGAAUUAACGAAGGUGUAGUAGCGAAACUACGACGUCAUUUCCAAAUAGAUUGGCUUGAAACUAAUACCUGUGCUGCACAUUCAUUUUGUUUGGUUGGUAAUCGAGCAUCGUGGACAAUUGAUCUUAAAAGUGGUAAACCAGUUAUCAUUGCAGCUGUUUCAAAAUUAGAAACAACUAUUGGAAAAAUUUAUAAUUAUUUUGGAAGAAGUUCAACUCGUCAACAAAUGUUAAAAGAAUGGCAGAAUUUUUUAGAUAUGCCUGAAUUGAAAUUUAAACGUAUUUAUGAUAUUCGUUGGUCUUCUAUUAGAGGUAAUCAAGCAUUACUAGCAGCCCUCCAACAGAAUGCAUCUGAUCCAGUUUCCUCAAAUGGUGAUCGUGGUUCAGCAAAAGAAUUAUUUCAGUAUGUAUUGAAUGAUGAAUUUCUAUUUCUUCUCCAUUUCCAUUACGAUCUCCACGAGUGUGCUCUUGGACCAAUCACAAAGUUAAUGCAAUUCGACAAGUUGUCAUACUAUAGUCUUAUGAAAGAAAUCAAAGAAAAAAAAAAUUUAAUAUCACAAUGGAUAUCUAAAUCAACACCAACAUGGGGACCAGCAUUGGCUGAUUAUAUUAAAACAACAGAAAAAAGAAAAUAUGGUGCAUUUAAAAUUGAUUUAUCCGAUCGACAAGAAUUGGCUAAAGAAUGUUCUGCACAUAUAGAACGUUUGCUCAUAGAAUUAGAUAAACGAUUUGCUCCAUCACGUUUACUAGAAAGUAUGACCAUUCUAUUUGAUCCAAUAUACCUGAUUGAGCACAAGAAAGAUGUUGAUUCUCCAGAUUAUGGACGACCAGAAUUAGAUUUUAUUCGAAAUAAGUAUAAAGAUUUUCCUGGACUUGAUACAGAUGCUGUUCGAAGUGAAUGGGAAACAUUGAAACCAUCAUUGUGUGAAUUUUUGGAUAGUCCCUCAUCAAUUGAUUUAAAGGAAACAUUUUGGCAACAAUUUUUAUUAUUAAAACAAGCAAUAAAUAGCCGAUUCCUCGAGGAGAACAAAAAUUUGCUUGCUUUACUGAGUCGACUACCUCAAACCUCAUCAAUACGAAUAGCAGCAACGGACAAUGAACAAUGUCAAACACCUUUGAAGCUACAAGGUUGGCUGUAUGUUCAUCUCUAUCGUGGUUUGAGUAACACUGCAGAUCGAUCUGUAAAACUUUUAAGGAAAGGUGAUACAAAUGAGGCAAUAAAGUUUUGGGAAAGGGCACUUCUUUUCUUUGAAGAGUUGGACAAGCGUCAAAAUAUUUCAGAUAAAAAUAGAGCUGAAUUGAAACAAUUGAAAGCCAAAUACAAAGAGCAUGAAGAACAAAUCAAUCAAAUAAAAUAG